Molecule: messenger RNA, 707 nt
Organism: Indicator indicator
Lineage: Eukaryota; Metazoa; Chordata; Aves; Piciformes; Indicatoridae
Gene: AP5S1
Product: adaptor related protein complex 5 subunit sigma 1
Exons: 2
Coding region: 1-603 (200 amino acids)
Biological process (GO): double-strand break repair via homologous recombination; endosomal transport
Cellular component (GO): cytosol; late endosome; AP-type membrane coat adaptor complex
Source: RefSeq, a predicted model, not a curated record
AUGGUGCGCGCGCUCGUGCUGCUGGCGCUGGGCGGGACCGAGACCCCCGGCCCCGCCCCUUCGGGCCCCGCCCCCUGCCGCGUGCUGUACGCGCGAACCUUCGGAACCCCUCCCGAGCCCGCGACCCCCCGCCGGCAACGCCUUCGCCGUAAGGAGCAGCUGCUGGCCGUGGCCAGACAAGUGGCUUCCCAGUGCCAUCUCCUGCAGUCCUCCUCAGCUCGCCCAUUCUCCCCCCAGCUCCCCCAGCUCCCCGACGACCCCAUCCCUCUCCAGGAUGCCCCAGGGGGACUUUUCCAACUGCCCCCUGGCGACCCUUUCCCCGAAGAAGUGACAGUAGCCUGGCUGUCAGUGAUGGCCAUCGCCUUGGCCUUGGUUUGUGACCCCCAGGAGAACCUUUUGCUGGCUGAGAUCACCUUACGCCGCUUGGCUCCUCGUUUGCUCCACUCCUUGCAUCUCCUGGGCCCUGGUGCUGAUGUCCUGCUCCGACCUGAGGUGGCUGAUAGCCUCCUGGAUCGGCUUCUGCCUCAUGGGGAGAUGCUUUUCCUCAACCAACAUUUCCUCCAAGCCAUAGACCGGGAGUUGGGCAUCAAAAUAGUUCGUUGAGCUCCAGCUCAGCAUCCCUCUGGGUGGGAUGCAAAGAUUGGGGUGGCUGAGCCCCAAGGGGAUGGUCCAAAGCGAAGUGGCUCGAGAAUAAAAGAGCAAAGAGC